Drosophila bipectinata is the source of this 613-nucleotide messenger RNA. RefSeq lists its product as uncharacterized. The record is from RefSeq and is a predicted model, not a curated record. Lineage: Eukaryota; Metazoa; Arthropoda; Insecta; Diptera; Drosophilidae.
UUGGAAUGGAUCCAGGAAAAGUAAUUGGAAAAGUGAAGGAGCAGGUGCGCAUGGAGCACAAGUCCCGGCGUAACUACCCAAAGGUGUGGUCUCAGGUUGCCGAAAAGGAUACCAACAAGUUCUACCACCAAAACGAGAUUGAUACCCAACUAAGGCAACACCUAAAACUGAAAGAUCUUUGUCCGAUUAGACACAAUAACCAGGGCGAGUCCCGCUUUUUUUCCCCGGAAAUGUAUAAAAACCUACUGGGUAUAUGUCGGUGUGGUCGAUCUAGAGAGGGUCUUCACAUGGGGAAGUGCCUACAAAGAACAGUGAGCCCUAUUUAUGAGCGGACCAACCAAAAAGAGGCUCUAAAGCCCGAGGAAAACCGAGAAGAGCCUCCUGAACCAAGGAUUGUACCUCGCACCUCAAACUCCAACAUUGGAUUUUUAGGCACAGCAACAGACUAUCAAAAACUGGAAAGGUCCAUGCAGUACGUUUCGCCAUCUUAUUCGAUGAAUGGUCCUCGGAUUACAGCUGUUCCAUACCACACAAUUAUUAUUGGCUAAGACAUCCAUUAUUUUCCAUAUGGAAGGGAAUAAAUUACCCAAUUGCGCUUGUUCCGAACCAGAUA